ACGAGUGCGUUGCGGGCUGUUGGUGGCAGAAGCAGCGAGAGCGAGUGUGUGUAGGUUGGUGGGCAGCGCGGCGUUAGCUGGAGCGCGGCUGCACCCCGGGGCCAUUGGGUUGGCAGAGUGUCCGUACCUGGUGGAUUGGACAGGAAAGUCUUUCGAAAGAAAUUCCAAUUUAGGCUGAGCUCAUGUUAACAGAAACAGGGAGACAUUCCUUUACAGCCAGAUCAAUACUGAAUUAGCAACCGUUGCUACGAUGAGGUUGACCUUUAUUACUACCAGCAUUGUCGCAUUUGUGGCUAUUCAGGCACUGGCUUUUUUUUUCCUGUACUCCAGACAAAAUGUUGCUAUAUAUCCAUCUAAUGAACAGGAUAGCAAAGUUCACAUCCUUAUUCUUUCUUCCUGGAGAUCGGGCUCUUCCUUUGUAGGACAAGUAUUUAGUCAACAUCCUGAUGUCUUUUAUUUAAUGGAACCUGCCUGGCACGUGUGGGUACAAAUGAAUCGAAACAGUGCAAAGGUCUUGAAAAUGGCUGUUAGGGAUCUCGUACGAUCCACAUUCUUGUGUGACAUGUCAGCAUUUGAUGCAUACAUGUCUGAAGACAGACUUGUAUCUCACUUAUUCCAAUGGGAAGUCAGCCGAGCCCUCUGCUCACCACCAAUGUGUAACCAUUAUGCAAGAACUGACCUCAGCAAUGAUUUAAUGUGUAAGAAACACUGCAAUAUGACCAAAUUCUUUAAAAUGGAAGAAGCCUGUAAAACCUACAGUCAUGUUGUGAUCAAAGAAGUGAGAUUCUUUGAGUUAAAGUCACUGUUUCCUCUCUUCACUGACCCCUUGCUGAAUCUCAAAAUCAUCCAUCUUGUUAGAGACCCAAGAGCUGUCCUUAAAUCUCGUGAAAAGUCACUUUAUGCACUGGUACGAGACAAUGGUAUUGUUUUAGGCACUGAAGGUAAACAAUUAGAAAAGGAAAAAGCAGAAGCUUCAAACUAUGAAGUCAUGAAAGAGAUUUGCAAAAGUCACAUACUGAUUCAUGAGCUUGCAAAUGAAGAAGCUCCUAAUCUCCUAAAACAACGCUAUAUGAUGGUGCGGUACGAAGAUGUAGUAAGAGAUCCACUUAAGGAGAUAUCAGCAAUGUAUAAAUUCGCUGGUUUAAAUCUGACUCCAAAACUUGAGUCUUGGGUAUAUAAUAUCACACAUGGAGAAGGAACUGGAUCAGCUUUCAAAAUAACAUCUAGAAAUGCCAGAAGCAUAUCGGAGGCAUGGAGGACUGAGAUGCCAUAUGAAAAGAUUUCAAAAAUACAGAAAAUCUGUGGAAAGGCUAUGGACAUGCUUGGAUAUGAACAAGUUCAAUCUGAAUAUGAACAGAAACUCUUAUCCCGGGACCUUCUCCUCCCACAGCGAAAAUAUAAGUUUAGCUGGUUGAGUUCUGAUGAGGAUGCCACGUAGUCAUGAACCAAAUUUAAGGCAUCCAAUAUAUUUUUUCAAUUUGUAUUUAUCUGUUAUUUCUGAUUUUAUUAACCUUUUGAAACUUGUAUGAAGUCCAGAACAAUUAUGAACUCCUUACAUGAACAUUUUUGAACAACUAAAUUGCAAAAUUGUAACUGGCUUUGGAAGUAGGGCAGGUGUUUCCAUAUUUAACUUUUGAGAUAAUUUAAAGUGGUCAUCAGGUGUAGCACUUAAUUUUAAGGUAAACAAGCGGAAGUAGGAUAAUUCACUUUUGGAAGGAUUAUAUAUCUGUUAAAGUCUAUUUAAUAUUGUUUCUUUAGAUUAAUGAAAAUAAUUUGUCUUUUUCAAAGUCUGAUUUUAACUUUGAUGUGAAGCAAACAACAAGUCUCAUCUGCGCUGCCUGAGUACUUCUAAUUUUAUGCAAUUGAAUUUUUGACUGGACCUCAUUUUUAAAAAUCACGGGCACAUAUGCUGUAAUAUUCUGUGUUUAAAAUAAAUAGGGCAUAAAACUUUGAGAAAUGCAUCAACAGCUUCCCAUUGUGUAUGUCUGGGUGGAAAAACUCAGUCUUUUAAUUGCAGGGUUGAGUUU
Pristis pectinata (smalltooth sawfish) is the source of this 2027-nucleotide messenger RNA. RefSeq names its product carbohydrate sulfotransferase 6 (gene chst6). Gene Ontology annotation, biological process: sulfur compound metabolic process; N-acetylglucosamine metabolic process; carbohydrate metabolic process. The transcript has 2 exons. Lineage: Eukaryota; Metazoa; Chordata; Chondrichthyes; Rhinopristiformes; Pristidae. Gene Ontology annotation, molecular function: N-acetylglucosamine 6-O-sulfotransferase activity. The coding region runs from base 251 to 1438 and encodes 395 amino acids. Gene Ontology annotation, cellular component: Golgi membrane. The record is from RefSeq and is a predicted model, not a curated record.